AUGUUAAUAAGAAUAGGGGAUGAUGUGGCGUGGAUCCCCAUUCCGAAAGGAUGUGUGUUGGAUUUGAAGUUGGAGAAGAAGGAGAAGAAGGUGGUGACAUGGGGAGAGAAUGAAGUAAGAGUAAUUAAAGAAGAAAAUACUGGACGUGGAGGUAUGGGAAGUCAUCGAGGUGGUAGAGGACGCGGUGGGCGUGUUGGAGGACGCAUUUUUGUUGCACGCGGCAAAGAGGAUCUUGUUACCAAAAAUCUCGUAGUUGGAGAAUCAGUUUAUGGGGAAAAAAGAAUUUCGUUAGAAGAUAAAGAUGAGAAUAAAGUAGAAUAUCGAGUUCGGAAUCCAUUUCUAUUAUAUCUUGGAGUAGCAUCAGGAACUACGGUAUCACAUGUUGCCGAUAUCGUUGGCCAGUCGUUUCCAUCAUGUCACAUUGAAGAAUUAGGAUCAAUCAGUAUAGUAUAUACCAGAACUUCAUUGAGAUCUUUGAUUUUAUUAAACGUUUCCAUGCACGAUAACUUGAGUUCUAUCGUGUCCUAUAUCGACAAUCAUUCGAAGUUAAAGAAAAUGCUCGAAUUAUCCCCUGAUGCAGGUUUUGGUCGAGCAGGCGCACGUAACGGAACAAAUUUAUUCAACAAAUAUUCUAUCAGAUUAUUAAUUGUUCAUAUUAUGGUCACAGAAUGUAUUUCCAAGACUAAUGAUGAGAUAGUAGAAAAGGAAGAAAUCACCGAUAUUAUAGCAAAUUGGUGUUGUCAUUGUGGUCACAUGUUCUUCUUGGAAAAAGGAGUACCAAGAGAUGUACUGGCAUAUAUGAGUACCGUGAAAAUGACUAUGAGACGUGCCAAUGAGAUGAUCCAACAAAUUCGAAUAGCAAGAAUUUCAGUCGUUCUAAAUGUAGUCAAGAGUUAA
Diversispora eburnea is the source of this 897-nucleotide messenger RNA. The record is from the annotation of a GenBank genome assembly. Lineage: Eukaryota; Fungi; Glomeromycota; Glomeromycetes; Diversisporales; Diversisporaceae.